CCGCAUCUGCAGGCAGGUGGUCGGCAAUAGCGUAGUGUGCAUCCGACAUAGUGGUGUUAACUUGUACACGUGCGAGGUGCUGGAACCAUUUGGCUGUAUGAACGCAGUGGCACGCCGCACGCCGCAGGACACAUUCGGCCCGGGCGAACGCGGCAGUCGCUCGCUGUGUGUGUUCGAGGCGGGAGUUUCGCAACCCUCGCCGUAAACGUACGCGAACACCGAUGUCAUAACAGAACCAGGUACUACAGUGAACUUCGACGCUACUAACGAUAUGGUCGGUCAAUGUGUUCUAUCUAUUAAGUUUGAAAGUGCCUAAGUUUUGACGCAGUUACAAAGUUUUAUUAAAGCAAAUAUUAUUCAGUGUGAAGUAGUGUGAACUGAAGUCAAAGUGAGUUAUUGCAAGUGUCCAUUCAGCGCUCAAAUAUAUACAAAUGUAGUGAAAGUAAUGGGGGUGUUGAUGGUGGUGCUCUAGCGGGUCGCGGUGGCGGGGCGCGCGCGCGCGGGGCGGGCGGCGCAUGCACGCCACCGGCCACACGGACCGCUCGGGCGGCGGCGGCGGCGGCGGCUCGUGGCGCCUCCCGCCCGACGAGACGCUGCAGGUGGCCGACCCCAAGUCCGCCAAGGAAGAGGAUCUGUAUCCUGGAGACGGUCACAACUGGAGAAGCAUAAUAUUUUCUUUGAUGGUCAUCAGUUUCGUCAUCGCAGGAAUAGUUACCGCUAUUUAUCUACUGGGGUAUGUGGACGAGUUGUUGUACUGGUCGGGUCGCCGGAUGCGUCUGGAGGAGUUCCUCCGCGGUGACCUGGCGAAAGAGCGGCUGCCCACGACGUGGGUGAGCCCCCACCAGCUCGUGUACCAGGCUGACGACGGCGGUCUGCUGGCACUUGACACUAUCAACAACACCCUGUCUGUUCUCGUCACCAAUCACACCUUGAGACAACUCAACGUGCGGGGCUACAAGUGCUCACCAAAUUUACGCUAUGUUCUAUUUCAACACAACAUCAAAGAGGUGUACAGAAGGACUUUUACGGCGCACUACACAGUUUAUGACGUCACAAACGACCAUCAUAUGCCUUUAUUCGGUGAGGGUCAACGUAACUGGGAGUGGCAGCACGCGGCCUGGCUGGGCCCCGAGGGGGCUCUGCUCCUAGCUGCUGAUAACGAGGUGCUGGCGCGGCCUGCCCCACCAGCUCGCAGGGCUCCGCUACUGCGGCUCACAAAUACUGCAGGAUCUGGACGAGUGUACAAUGGCGUCUCUGAUUGGCUUUAUCAAGAGGAGGUGACAAAGACAGCAACAGCAACUUGGGGCUCCUCCGAUGGAGCUUUCGUGCUGUACGUCCAAUACGACGACAGCUUGGUCUCUGAGCUGAAACUGCCGCAGAUGUCUGAGGGUAUCGGAGGCGUGGUCGCCGCUAGAUCGGGCUUUCUGUUACCAGCCUACAAUAAAAGUAUACCUAAUGUCUUCCCAGAUCACGUCAGUGUUAGAUAUCCUACGCCCGGCAGCUCAAUACCAAUAGCUCGACUUUGGAUUGUGGGAGUUCAGAAUGUAACGACGCCACCCCGAUGGGAGGUCAAACCCCCGAGUACCUUAGAUGGAAUGGAAUAUUACCUCAUAUCAGCCCAAUGGGUGGGCAAAGAAAACUCGCAUGUGGGCGUGGUUUGGAUAAACCGAGCGCAAAAUCUUUCCGUUUACAGCAGCUGCUAUGCGCCAAACUGGACUUGUACAGAGACGCAUUCAGAGAAAGCAACAGAGGAACCAUGGUUAGAGGUUCAUCAAAAGCCCGUAUAUUCGGAGGAUGGAAGUGCCUUUCUUCUCUUAGCCGCCGUUCAAGAAGGUGGAGGACAAUAUUAUACGCAUAUCAAACACGUGGACGUGCUGCGCCAGCGCAUUGCUGUCUUGUCGCACGGCAAAGUAGAAGUUGCCAAAAUCCUGGCGUGGGACCAGGAAAACCAUUUAGUUUAUUACUUAGGUAGUGCAGAUAGACCAGGACAAAGACACGUUUAUGUUGUCAGAGAUCCAAGUUACAGUGGAGGAAGCAAUUCAGUCAGAGCUAGGGCAGAACGAGAGGAACCUAGAUGCCUCACGUGUGAACUAGCCGUGUGGCCAGCUCGCCUACAUUACGCGAACUGUUCGUUCUGGAGUGCCAAAUUUGCUCCUCCAAGACCAGUGGUUGGUAUAUCGCAUUACGUGCUGGAGUGUGGAGGACCAGGACCCCCGCUAGCUGGCCUUCAUGAUGCUAGAACACAUAAAUUAGAGAGAAUAUUAUAUGAUACGAGGCCUUAUAGAUCAGUACGAUUACGUGAGCUAGCAUUGCCAAGUCGGCGUUCUUUCGAUGUUCAGUUAAGUAGCGGCAAUAAGGCUCGCGUACAACUUAUGUUGCCACCUUCGUGGCGUGAGGAGCUUCGUGACGCGGCGUUCCCAGUGCUUGUCCAGGUUGACGGUAGACCGGGCAGUCAACAGGUGACAGAUAAGUUCCUGGUAGAUUGGGGGACGUACAUGUCGUCUCGUAACGACGUGGUGUACGUGAAGCUUGACGUCACAGGAGCGAGGGGGUUGCCGCGGGCUCUGCUGCGGGGCCGGAUAGGUGGCGUGGAGGUGGCUGAUCAGCUGGCUGUAAUUAGAUAUUUAUUGGAUACGUUUAAAUUUCUCGACGUAACUCGCGUAGCGGUGUGGGGCUGGGGCUACGGCGGCUACGUAACCGCCAUGUUGCUCGGCUCCCAGCAAUCGACGCUCAAGUGUGGAAUCGCGGUGUCUCCCAUCACAGACUGGCUGUACUACAACGCGGCAUUUACGGAGCGAAUCCUUGGCCAGCCUUCAGUGAACUACAAGGGUUACGUGGAGGCAGACGCAUCCCAACGAGCGCACCACGUGCCCCCCCAUGCCUUGUACCUCGUGCACGGUCUGGCUGACAUGACCGCACCAUACCCUCACGCCUUACAAUUGGCGCGAGCACUAACUGAUGCUGGCGUUUUAUUUAGAUAUCAGGUAUAUGCAGAUGAAGGACACGAGCUUAAAGGAGUGAUAGAGCAUGUGUAUCGCUCAAUGGAAGACUACCUUCGCGAGUGCCUCUCCCUUGAUCCGGAAGACACCAAACUGCCCCCACCAGAUAGAUAGUCUAAUGGAAGUAUACUCUCAUCACCUUGCUUAUCAAAUAUCUGCUAAUAGUUUCCACACUUCCAGCAGCCAACGAACCCGGCACAUGAGGUAAAGUUUUGACAACCGUUUUAUACGCCUGUUAUAUGAAAGUUGGCUGCCAAUGAAACGUGCUUUUUUCAUAAUAGAAAACCCAGUUUCAAUUGCGACAUUACUUACUACAUAGAAGAUUAAUUCAAUGCUUUUGGUACUGCAAGCAAAAGCAUAUCAUACUUAAUGUAUAUUAACAAUGUUUAAGUGCAGAGACUUACAUUACAUUUCGCUUGGAGAUAGGAAUUAAGAACAAAAUGCCAUUGGCAUUAUCAAUGUCUUAUAAGGUUGAAGUAGGUUUCUACAAAGCAGUGAUUGUCUAAUACUAGUAAAUAUUAAUUAUUUUUUUAAAUAUUUUAUUUAUGUAACGAUAAAAUAUGAGAAUCGCCUAGUCUAUAACGUAAUGUGGGAACCAUCCAUUAAUUUUUUCUCGUUUUCAGCUAAAGUUAAUAUAUUUUUUAAACUAAUAACAUAAACUUGUUAUGUCAUCAGUACUAUAAGCUCUUACAAGGUUAAAGUUUCAUUUCUGUGACCUACAUGAAUAAAGUGAUUUUGAUUUGAUUUGAUUUGAAUUGAAGCAGGUAUUACAGAGUGAAAUGUUUUGUAAGUCACUGACUGUAGCGACGUGUCUGGGGUCGGAAUAAUGUUGAUAAUGAUGUGUAAAUAGUAUGUUUACCGCUUCCGAUGUGUUCCCAUUACAAAGAGCUUUCCAUCUGGCAGGCUGACGAGCAAAUUUAUAGAGGUAACUGUGUAUAAAGUAGGACACAAGAUAUCACUCACCAUAUUGCACUCAUUGUUCUGGUGGUCAUACAGCCAAUCCGCUGUCCUAUGCCGGGCCAAACGGGCACAUAGCUCGAGAUAUCUGAAGAACCCAGAGUAACCCACCGUUUGCUACUGUAACAAGAAGUGUAGAUUUAAAGAAUGAAGUAUAUACCUACAGAAGCUAACCUUUGUAUACCAUUUUGUAGUGCUAAUGUAUGCAAAUCCAUACGAUCAUCGGGUGUGCGCGUCGACAUGGUUCAGAAUCGGCGCGGUGGUUAAGAGAGAUCGCCCUGUCUACCAAAAUCGUCGGACCCAACAUGCUAACAACCGCAGUAGAUUUGCUUGUUGGCCUGUCAGAUGAAACGUUGUUUAUUAUUAAAAUAGAUAUGACUGUAUUGCAACCAUUAGUUAAUAAAUGUGUGAAGGCUAAUUGUGAUUAGAAUAGUAUUAGUAGUUAGAUUAGUAAGAUAGUUCAAAUGCUAGAGACAAACAUUGUUAUAAUUUUAAUGAGUUUAUUGUUUCUGAAUACAAGGUAUAAAUAUUUAAGUCGGUAGCAAUCGAAGUUUACAUAUUAACGAGACAAUAUUACAGUUGAGUUUUCUAGUAUUCAUAAGUGUAUUCGUAAACAGUAAACCACACUUCGAAAAGAUCUAACAUGACUUUUCUUAUUGACCUUAUUCAAUUUCCUAUCAUUAUGAGAUAAGAGACAUAAAAUUUUGGUCAGCAAUAUACUAUUACAUUUCUUCGUACUAUCAAGGCCUUUUAGAUACAAAAUAUUAUAUUAUGAUAAUAUAAUUUAUUC
Messenger RNA from Leptidea sinapis, 4746 nucleotides. RefSeq names its product inactive dipeptidyl peptidase 10. The coding region runs from base 516 to 3113 and encodes 865 amino acids. The transcript has 18 exons. Gene Ontology annotation, biological process: proteolysis. Gene Ontology annotation, molecular function: serine-type peptidase activity; dipeptidyl-peptidase activity. Lineage: Eukaryota; Metazoa; Arthropoda; Insecta; Lepidoptera; Pieridae. The record is from RefSeq and is a predicted model, not a curated record.